Messenger RNA from Bufo bufo (common toad), 1763 nucleotides. Its product is annotated as keratin, type I cytoskeletal 17-like. The record is from RefSeq and is a predicted model, not a curated record. Bases 83 to 1438 code for a protein of 451 amino acids. Gene Ontology annotation, molecular function: structural molecule activity. Lineage: Eukaryota; Metazoa; Chordata; Amphibia; Anura; Bufonidae. The transcript has 8 exons.
AAGAAGGAUGGGAAGUCUGGAUUCCUACACCUAACCAACUAUCAAAGGUAGCACUUAUACAGACAGGUGUUAGAAAUACAUCAUGUCCUCCUCAUACAGUAUCAGGCAGAGCACGACAUCCUCUGGAUCCUCAGGUGGAUUGGGAUUAGGUGUCCAUGGUGGUGGCUCAAGUCGGUUGUCUGUAGGUAGUUACAAGCCAUCUAGCAUCCAUGGAGGCAGUGGUGGCAGAAAUAUCUCCAUCUCCACUUCUAGAGUGAUGUCCUCUGGGGCUAGCGGGCUUGGAAGUAGCCUAGGUGGUGGAUUUGGUGGUCUAGCUGGUGGGGUAGGUGGGGGCUAUUCAUCUAAUUAUUGCUUUGGAGGUGGACUUGGAGAUGGUCUUCUCCAAGGAGGUGAGAAGGAAACUAUGCAAAACCUGAACGACCGUCUGGCCUUAUACUUGGACAAAGUACGCUCCCUGGAGAAGGCCAAUACUGAACUGGAGAUUAAGAUUCGUGAAUGGUAUGAAAAACAAGCACCAAGGCCAGACCAUGACUACAGCAAUUAUUACAAAAUCAUUGAAGACCUUCGCAACAAGAUCCUCAAUGCUACCAUGGACAAUGCCAGCUUGCUCCUUCAGGUUGAUAACUCCAGAUUGGCUAUUGGGGACUUCACGACCAAGUAUGAAACUGAAAUGAACCUGCGUAUGAACGUUGAGAGUGACAUCAAUGGACUACGCAAAAUUUUGGAUGAACUUACCCUUACUAGAUCAGAUCUGGAGGUCCAGCUUGAGAGCUUGAAGGAAGAAAUGGCUUACCUGAAGAAGAACCAUGAAGAGGAAAUGAAUUCUCUUCGUGGACAAGUUGGCGGCCAUGUCAAUGUAGAGAUGGAUGCUGCCCCAGGUAUUGACCUAAGUAAGAUUUUGUCUGACAUGAGAGACCAAUACGAAGGGAUGGCUGCAGAGAACCGUAAGCAAGUUGAGGCCUGGUACUUCAAGCAGACAGAGGAACUGAACAAAGAAGUUGCAAGCCACAGUCAACAAAUCCAGUCCAGCAAAACAGAAAUGACCGACCUCAAACGUACCAUCCAAAGCCUGGAGAUUGAAUUUCAGACACAAAUAAGCAUGAAAGCGGCACUGGAAGGCACCUUAGCAGAAACGGAAGGCCGGUACUGUAUGCAGCUCUCUCAGAUACAGGACAUGAUCAGCAGUGUUGAAGCUCAGCUAGCAGAAUUACGGUCAGAUAUGGAACGCCAGAGCUAUGAGUACAAAAUACUCAUGGAUGUGAAGACCCGUCUGGAACAGGAAAUCGCAACCUACAGACGUCUCUUGGAGGGUGAAGAUACCAGUAUUUCAUACAAAGAAUCCCCUAAAACCAUACGACAAAUCCGUACCAUUAUUCACGAUACCAUUGACGGAAAAGUGGUGUCCUCACAGGAGAAAGUCCAGGAAUCAACCUACUAAUCUAAACCUGUCGCCAUAUUCAGCACAGAUUUCUGCGAUGCAAUAUAUCUAAUAUAACUUGUUUUAGUGGCAGGCAACCUGUGGUACUCCUGUUGUUUAGGAAUUUAAAAUCCCAGAAUGCAUAUGGGUAUCUGAGGUUCUGCAGCAGCUGGGGAGCCAUAGACUACACAAGCCAACUCUGCCCUGCAAUCAUAAAGAUGACCAUUAUCGUGUGCUGAGUUAAUCGAUAAGGUCACUGACACCAAUUUAUGUCUGUAUUUCUUGUGCUACUUUUUGAGGCCUCUCUAUUUUCUAUAUCUAAUAAACUCAUCAGCUUUCUCAUGCA